Messenger RNA from Meyerozyma guilliermondii ATCC 6260, 762 nucleotides. RefSeq lists its product as uncharacterized. The record is from RefSeq and is a predicted model, not a curated record. Gene Ontology annotation, cellular component: nucleolus. Gene Ontology annotation, molecular function: RNA binding. Lineage: Eukaryota; Fungi; Ascomycota; Pichiomycetes; Serinales; Debaryomycetaceae. Bases 1 to 762 code for a protein of 253 amino acids. The transcript has a single exon.
AUGGCUGCCCCCACUAAAAUCCAACAGCCCGAGCUUCCUGUGGCCGAAAAACAGCCCGAGCUUCCUUCUCUGGCACCAGAAGACGAUUCCAUGCUUAUAGACACAAAUGGUGUACCAGAACAAGAAGAACACAAUGCCACUGAAGUUGCCGGUGUUGUUCUCGAUGAGUCUGGAAAGCCCAAAUUUGCCGCUGCCACCAAGGUGGGUAUGAAGGUCAAGUUGGAGUCGAGAAAAGUGCAGGUUCCACCCCAUAGAAUGAGCCCAUUGAAAAAUACAUGGCCUAAAAUAUAUCCACCUUUGGUGGAGCAUCUCAAGCUUCAAGUGCGGAUGAACUUGAAAACCAAGACAGUCGAACUCAAAACCAACAAAACAACCACCGACCCAGGUGCCCUUCAGAAAGGAGCCGAUUUCGUCAAGGCGUUCACGCUUGGUUUCGAUGUGGACGACGCCAUUGCAUUAUUGAGGUUGGACGAUUUAUACAUCGAGACUUUCGAGGUUAAAGAUGUCAAAACAUUGACAGGAGACCACUUGUCGCGUGCCAUUGGCCGUAUAGCCGGUAAAGAUGGACGGACCAAGUUUGCCAUUGAGAAUGCCACCAGAACCAGAAUCGUGCUUGCAGACUCAAAAAUACAUAUAUUGGGUGGAUUCACUCACAUACGAAUGGCUCGAGAAGCAGUGGUUUCAUUAAUCUUGGGUUCUCCACCAGGAAAAGUGUACGGAAACUUGCGUACAGUUGCAUCGAGAAUGAAGGAAAGAUAUUAG